Molecule: messenger RNA, 2276 nt
Organism: Anarrhichthys ocellatus (wolf-eel)
Lineage: Eukaryota; Metazoa; Chordata; Actinopteri; Perciformes; Anarhichadidae
Product: FYN-binding protein 1
Exons: 16
Coding region: 140-1816 (558 amino acids)
Biological process (GO): integrin-mediated signaling pathway; protein localization to plasma membrane; T cell receptor signaling pathway
Cellular component (GO): plasma membrane
Molecular function (GO): protein binding
Source: RefSeq, a predicted model, not a curated record
AAUGCUGACAUACAGAGCAUUUCCUCAUUUGCAGUGAGUUUAGUGACACAGGUCUGUACAGCAGCAUCAGCCUGGAUACUGAAUCACUGCUGGACAUGGGACACUUUUUCCAGCAUUAAACCAUCACUAAAGACAUAAUAUGGAGGAGAGCAUUGAUGUGAAGGCUCUGAGGGCCAGGUUCAACAACAAGGCCAGCACCUCGGACACCAGCAGCCGAGACAGCGGCUCCCCAAAAUCUCCACGACCUGGGUUUGGGAGACUGAUACUGCCCCUGACGGAGAACGAUCUGGCUCAUCACAGACUGACUCCUACGGUUCCUCCUCCUCCGACGGCUAGUCCCGGCCUGGUCAGGUUCCCGAGAGCAGAACCGAUGGCAGCCUCCAUCCCUUCCAGACCUGCUUCCUUCCCUCGAGCGCCUCCCAAUCCUAGAAUCAGAGCAUCCAUCCAGCCAGCAGACCCCAGCAAGGUCAAGCUGAAGGGGGAGAUGCUACAGAACAUGAUGCUGAUGCAACAGAGGCCUCCAGGCACCAAAACAGCCCUGGCUCCAGCUCAGUCCCCUUCACUAGCUCCCACCUCCACACCUCUGCCGCUCCGACAGCAGCCCCGACAGAGGAGUGCAGGGGACGUGACCCCGCUGAGGAGGCCACUACCCCCUGAAGGACGCAUGCCUUCGAAGCACAAACGGCCUCCCAAUGUCAACCUGGAGCCCUUUCUGAGGCUUAACCGAGGACCUGCCCUUCCUGCUCCAAGAAAGAGUGACGGUUCCCCAGACUUAGCAGGCAGAAGGAUGUCCUUACCUGCAGUCAUCAGUCCUCCAAAACCGCCACAAAGAUGGAACAAACCCAAAGGGCUGCCGCACCAAGUUGCUUCCAUGGACAUUGAGGAUAACCAGGACUUCUACGAUGACAUUGCAAGCUUUGAGAAGAACGAAUCCUGGAGCGACAGUUCACAAUGUAUAGAAGGGGAUGAUGAUGAGGUGUAUGAGUUUAUUGAUGAGGAUCAGUUGGAUCUAAAUCGGUUAAAUUCUGAGAAGCAAAACAAGAAAGAAGAAAAGAGUCAACAGGUGCAGGAGAAAAGAAAUCUGACGGAACGUCAGAAAAAUGAAUUGAGGAAGAACUUUCAGUUGCAAGGGGAGGUGGAGGUUCUUCAUACAGCCAGAGUCCGGCAUGACUGGCAUGGAGGAGGAAAACUGGAGCUCAGCGUACGACAAGGAGAAAGCGUGGAGAUCCUCCGAAUUAAGGACAACCCAGGAGGCAAAUGGUUGGCUCGCUCGCUGAACGGAAACUAUGGAUACAUCAGUAACACAUGUGUGGAUGUUGACUAUGAAGCAGUGAAACGCAAAUUGCUCCAGUACAAAAAAAUAGACACACCACAGUUGCCUCCACCACCUCCAGACCCCCCACUGUCCCAUACCAGCGACAGCAUGCUUCAGGAUGAUGAUGACUAUGAUGACGUUCAACCAAUAACUGAGGAUUUCCCCCCACCACCGCCUGACAUCAGCAUCAAUCCCAAAGUGGAGAAGGAGUUAAGGAAAAAAUUUAAGUAUGAAGGGCCUCUCAGGGUGCUGCACACCAUGAUGGUGGAUCCUAAUUGUGUCAUAAAGAAGCCAGGAGGCAAGGAUCUGCGCGUGACUCAAGGAGAAGUUGUGGACAUCAUCCAGGUCACCAACAGCAAGAAAGCUCUGUGCUGCAACCGGUUUGGAAAAUAUGGUUAUGUGUCCAGAUCUCUUCUUCUUACAAUGGAAGGAGACAUUUACGACGAUGUUGACUAUCCAGGCGAUGUCUACGACAAUGACUUUCAACACACUGAUUAUUGAUACAUGCCAAACUAAUCACACACAGUAAGACAGAGAGAGAGAUACAGACACACAAAGAAACAAACUAUAUAAACAUUUAAAACCGAAACUGAAAGCUAUACAAACUAUAUAAUUAUCCAUCUGGAUACACAUGUUUGCUUGACUCCACCAGUAGCAUUUAUUCAAACAGGAUUCAAAGACUGCCGGCUUCUUAUUGCAACUGAGGUGGAACAGAAACAAGCUGCCUGGCACACAAACAAACUAGCUGAUAAUAAAACUAUUAAACUGGGGGACAAAAACAGAAAAUAUAGUGAAGAGAGAGAGAGACUCACACACAUAAGCCCUUUGCUGAGAAUAACAAACUUGUCACGGUUGCAUUGUUUGUCAAACUGCUUGCAUAGAAAAUGAAUACACUAUAACUGCAGCUUUGUGUAUUGCUUGACAUCUGAGAUCAUUUAAAAUAAAUGUUGAUGGUAAUCGU